AUGUGGUACAGAGUGAGAAAUACUGUCCAGAGUGAGGCGCUGCCAUGCCUAGUAGGCAAACGGAUUUUUAGCAGAUCUUCUGCAUCUCCCUUCUUGCCUGAGACUGGACAAAUGAAGACAUCUUCAGGUGAAAGUCCUCCAGGAUGUCGCGGGCCAAGACCUUCCUAUUUAAUGGAUGUGGCAGAGAGCAAUGUCACAGAAUCUUCAUGUAUGUCUCCUCACUUUUCCUUAUCCUCAUUGCCCAAUCUUGUGAGGGUGGACAAACAUAUGUUUCUACAUAUACGCCAUGUUGCUUUGUCCACGAACAUGCUUGUUCUAGAACCAACCCACUGUCCUGUGAAACUUCUUGCUGGACAGAACAAGUCCGCUGGACAUUUCUUCUUGACAGAAGCUGAAGAGAAGACAUCAGUUUCAGAAGAAAGACCUCCGGGACGUCGAGGGUCCAGACCUGCUAACCAUUUAAUGGGCAUGGCAACGAGAAACGGCAGUGAACCUUUAUGUGAGUCUGAUCUGAAAACUACCGCUCCCCUCUCCUUACCCCGGCUACCCAGUUUUGCAAGUCGACCAAUGAGGAUGGACAAACGUACGUCUCUGCUUGGACAUCGUGUUGAUGUGUCCACAAAAAUGCCUGUUCUGGAACCAACCCAUGUUCCUGUGAAGCCUCUUGCUGACCCACAGAAAAGAUGCAGUGUUGUUGUGGCAAGGAAUCUCACAUCUUUUCAGGGUAUUUGAUGAUGAGAAUGUUAAGU
Onychostoma macrolepis is the source of this 749-nucleotide messenger RNA. RefSeq lists its product as uncharacterized. Lineage: Eukaryota; Metazoa; Chordata; Actinopteri; Cypriniformes; Cyprinidae. The transcript has a single exon. The record is from RefSeq and is a predicted model, not a curated record. Bases 1 to 732 code for a protein of 243 amino acids.